UCUCUAGUCCUGAUCUGAGGUCAGUAACAACAUCAUUCUCUCUCAGCUGAAAGUACGUGUGAUAUAGGAGUUUAAAUAACUGUCGCUUUUUGCUGUGGAAAUAAAGACAGCGAAGGCUUUUCAGGCUGUUGCUUGACAAACGUCAGUUGCAACAGCAGCAGCGGUGAAAGGAUUUUAAGUCAUGGCAAAGAAGAAGAAGAAGUCAACUUUUGACUGUUUUGGAUUUUUUCUCUCUGCGGCGACGCUGCUGUUUCUGACCGGGAGUCCGGUCUGGGCGAAACCGCCUGUAGACAGCAUCCACCGUCCACCCAAAAUCCCACAGCCUCUUCCAGUCCAGAGGUUUUACCUGGGGCCUGAUCAGCUCCGACAGCUGCACUUCAAACCCACCGUCAACUCCAUCCAGCUGUCCGAGGGACAUGAGACAAAAUUCAACUGCUCUAUCGACAUCCCUGAUCCCAGGGUGGAACCCACCAUCCUGUGGAUGAAGAACGGCCAGGACCUGGCAGCUAACGGUCAAGUGGUGAUCAAUGAGCUGCAGACCAUCACAGAUGGAGUCGCGACUCUUCUCUCCACUGUCAGCAUUAACUAUGUUCAGAGAGUGGAUGCCGGGGAGUAUCGCUGCCGACUGAGUGUGGCCAACACACUUGUGGAGUCCUCACCGAUCAUUAUUGAAGUGAAUGGUUUACCCACAUUUAUCCGUCAACCCGAGGACAGGAACGUCUCCAGAGAUACCUCUUUCACACUGAUCUGUGAGGCGGUUGGGCCUCCAGACCCCGUUCAGAUUCGGUGGCUCCGUAAUGGAUUACCUGAUAGUGACUUCUUUUAUUCUCCCAGCAGUUACUCUGUGUCAGGUGUGUACAAAUACACAGAAUUCAGCUGUGAAGCUCACAACGCCAAGGGUGUCACCACCUCCAGAGAAGCAAAUAUUAACAUCAAAGUUCUUCCACGUCCUGUGUCUAAUAUUACUGUGGUGGAAACCCAGUCCAAUAAGUUGAAGUUGAGCUGGAGCCCUGGCCACGAUGGCUUCUCUCCACUUACCAAAUGCCACAUCAGAGUUAAAGAGGUGAGUCGGCGGAAGGGGGAAGUGAUGACCACCAGAUUCAUUAAUGUCACAGUGCCGCCGUUUGAGUGUGAAGUCUCUGGGCUCCAGUCCAUGACGUUGUACAACAUUAGUGUUUCCUGCAGCAAUGAGGUGGGGGCUUCUCCCUUCUCAAGGUGGAUCCAGAGCAACACCACAGAAGGAGUGCCUUCAGUUUACCCCCGAAACGUCACAGUGCAACUGAAUGAGUCAUGGCUGAUGAUAAGAUGGAAGCCGCCACCGGAAGAUAAGAUAAAUGGAAUUCUACGGGGUUAUGAUGUUAUUGUCCGGCACGGGACACAUGAGAAAAAAAUCCACAGCUACAACACCAUGGCCUCUGUGCCCGUGCAGGAAUUCAACACGACCUAUAGCGUGGAAGUUGCAGCGUGCACACAGGCAGGGAGUGGAAUGAUAAGCCCACGGGUCUGGCUUUUUGUGCCAGAAGACAAAUUGGCCGUUUCGCCAUCGUCCAUUCCAGACACUGGGGUUUCAGACUCUGUCUACGUUGUACUGGGAGUAGUGUGUAGCUUUUGUGUCAUGCUGCUCGUCCUGUGGGCUGGUAUUUGUGUCUAUAACCGCACCUCCGUCUACUGGUUCAGGCAGAUGUUUGGAAGUGAAGAAAAGCCUCAGCCAGUUGUCGAGUACAAACCCCAAAGAUCCUACAAUCGAUCAGCCGUAGGAGUCUCCUUUGGGAACCUUGGUGUUAGUGAAGAACUCCAAGCCAAACUUCAGGAUGUGAUGAUCCUGAGGAGUUUACUCAUGAUAGGGAAGAUUCUUGGAGAAGGUGAAUUUGGCUCAGUAAUGGAGGGACAUUUAAGACAACCCAAUGGAACGACAGAGAAAGUGGCUGUAAAGACAAUGAAGUUGGAUAGUUUCUCCCAGAGGGAAAUUGAGGAGUUCCUGAAUGAAGCGGUCUGCAUGAAGGACUUCAACCAUCCUAAUGUCAUCAGGCUGCUUGGUGUUUGUUUGGAGGAUGGGUCUGGGAAUUUUCCCAAACCCAUGGUCAUCUUGCCAUUCAUGGAACAUGGAGACCUGCAUAGCUUCCUGCUGCGUUCACGCCUUGGAGAGAAUCCAAGAUUCUUGCCUAUACAGACUCUCCUAAAGUUCAUGGUCGACAUUGCUCUAGGUAUGGAAUACCUCAGUGGACGCAACUUCCUACACCGUGACUUGGCAGCUCGCAACUGCAUGCUGCGUGAUGACAUGACGGUGUGUGUAGCUGACUUUGGUUUGUCAAAGAAAAUCUACAGUGGGGAUUAUUACAGGCAAGGCAGAAUAGCUAAGAUGCCUGUUAAAUGGAUCGCAGUAGAAAGUCUGGCUGACAGAGUGUUCACUGUAAAGAGUGACGUGUGGGCUUUCGGUGUUACUAUGUGGGAAAUUGCAACACGAGGCAUGACGCCCUAUCCUGGUAUUCCAAACCAUGAGAUUUAUGACUACCUGGUGGAAGGACACAGACUGAAACAGCCAGGAGACUGCUUGGAUGAGCUAUAUGAAAUCAUGUACAGCUGCUGGAGGGCUGAUCCACUGGACCGACCAUUGUUUCCUCAAUUGCGAGUAAUGUUGGAAAAGCUUGCAGAGAAACUUCCAGAAGUUUCCACCAGAGACCAGAUCAUUUAUAUCAACACAAGCUUUCCUGAAGAGGACCCUGAUGGAGAAACAACUCUACCAGAACAUCCUGUCUUCAGCUCCUCCCCAUCCUGCAGCCAAUUGGUGGCAGAAAAUGCAGUAAUUACUGCGGACAUUCAUGGGAGUCUGGAGGACGAUGAAGAAGAGCAAGAUGAUCGAUAUGUGGUAGUCAUCCCCUCUGAUCCUUCCCUCAGGUCUCCUACAGCGGACACUCCUCUUUUGUCUAACAAUUCUCUACGACAAGAAAAUGGAGGAAUAGACACUGAUACACCAAUGACAGAGCACGGCACAAGUGACAUGUCUUUCCUACUAUAGUGAUUGGUACUGGAAAAUUGUGUGGUUGUACGGACACAAAGUCAAUGAAAGGAUCUGCAAGCACCAGUAAAACAUGUCUGCCACUACGGGUAUGAGAAGAAACCGAAAGAUUUUUACCUCAAAAUGGAAAAAAAAACCAACAUUAUACAUGAAUACUUAGGUGUAAAAGAAGUUUACAGACAGGGUAAACUAAAUUUCUUCCCGAUUGUCAAAAUACACUCUGAUGAACAUAUUCUUCAACGUGUAAAGCAAGCUUAAACCUUUUAUAUUGUAGUUUGAAGAUUCUGUUAGGCAACUGGAACUGAAUUUUCUAAUAAUUAAAAGAAGACGUUUCACCUCUCAUCCCAGAGGCUUCUUCUAUUCUGAAGUAGCCUCUGGGAUAAGAGGUGAAACAUCUUCUUUUAGAAAAUUCACGUCCAGUUGCCUAACAGAGCUUUCAAACUUGACCAUGACCUGGAUGACUGAGAAUCUUAAUAGACUUUUAUAUUGUACUUUUUUUAGCUAUUGUUUUUUAAACAAAAACUCCACAAAUAAUCUUCCCUCAGUUCCCCAGUUGUCUUUUGUGAGAUUGAGGACCAAUGCUUGUUUCGCUCCUCAGCACUGAUCUUGUGUCAGUACAGCCACACAUGACAAAACCCGAAUAUCAUCUAAAAACUGUAACAACCUGUCACCAUAAUGCAUUAUCACUAAAUUCAAUUUAAGAGCACCUGGACAUUCCUCUUGUGGACUAUAGUUAGUUCUUUAGGCAAUUUCCUGCUUUAAAAUGACAACAGUAUUAUUAAGGUCUGCUUUAUUGCACAUGUUCCAAUAAGCUUAAAAUGAACUGUGAAAGUGUUUACUUUGUUGAAUAUUUUGUGUAGUAUAAAAAUGUACAGAAUGUUUAUAAAAUGGAUCUUGUAUACUUUAAGAUAUAUAUUAAAAAAAUAUUUCAUUUAUCUUUGUUUUGAUGAUGUCAGGUAUUUGGCCAAGAUUCUAUUAAGACUAUUUGGCUUAUUAUUGUGUGUGAAAAAAUUGAGUAACGUUUUCAAAAAGAGAUUAAAUACUUUUAUUAGUA
This is a messenger RNA of Cynoglossus semilaevis (tongue sole), 4070 nucleotides long. RefSeq names its product c-mer proto-oncogene tyrosine kinase a (gene mertka). Gene Ontology annotation, molecular function: transmembrane receptor protein tyrosine kinase activity; ATP binding; protein binding. The transcript is spliced from 19 exons. NCBI's taxonomy places the organism in Eukaryota, Metazoa, Chordata, Actinopteri, Pleuronectiformes, Cynoglossidae. The coding region runs from base 182 to 3016 and encodes 944 amino acids. The record is from RefSeq and is a predicted model, not a curated record. Gene Ontology annotation, cellular component: plasma membrane; signaling receptor complex. Gene Ontology annotation, biological process: positive regulation of kinase activity; nervous system development; protein phosphorylation.